GACGCGAGCUUUUCCGGCCUGGGGAGGAAGAAAUGCCCUGUGGGCCUGAGCACGUUUCCCGCUGGGGCUGAGACGCUGGGCUCCCCGGCGCCUGGCAGUAGCUGUCCGCACUGCCGAGGAGCGCGGCCGCAGGGGGCACGAGCGGGGUCGGUGGCUCGGCGGCUCUGUCAGGGUCCGGUCCGGUCCAGGGAAGACGGCGGCAGCCGGGAGAGGCAGCCCGGACGGCUGGUGAGGUGUUGGAGAGGACCCGCGGUGUGGACACUGCGGACAGGAGGCGGACUUCCCCUGGGCAGUGAGGACGGUGCCCGUGGGUUUGCUCCUGCUGGUGUUCUCUGCGUGUGUCUUGCCUCCUAGUGUGGCCCACAUGCAGGAGAGAGAGGAGCGGGUCUUAUUUUGCAGCUCGGGCACGGACCGUACGUGUCGUGGUAGUAAUGAAAUGAUUCCGAGGAAGAGGGGUUAUGCGCAGGCUUUUCUGACCCCACGGAUCCCUUUUAAAUUAUUCAGCCCUCAUUACCCUUUUGACAGCUAUGUUCUCCAGGUGGUCAUCCGGCGGCUUCCUCCCAGCCUCACCAAGGAGCAGCUGGAACAGCAGCUUCGCCCGCUGCCUGCGCACGACUCCUUCGAGUUCUUCACUGCCGAUCUCAGUCUUUAUCCUCAUCUCUACUCAAGAGCAUACAUUAAUUUUAGAAAUCCUGAUGACAUCCUUCUUUUUAGAGAUCGUUUUGAUGGAUAUAUCUUCAUUGACAGUAAAGGCCUAGAAUAUCCUGCAGUGGUAGAGUUUGCUCCAUUCCAGAAGAUCGUCAAAAACAAGCUAAAGAAAAAAGAUGCCAAAACUGGAAGCAUUGAAGAUGAUCCAGAAUAUAAGAAGUUUUUAGAAACUUACUGUGUGGAGGAAGAGAAAACCAGUGCUAAUCCUGAGACUCUUCUAGGGGACAUAGAGGCAAAGACAAGAGAGCUUAUUGGCACUCUGCUGCAGCUCCCAGACGUACCCGUAGUGCCUCCCUUCCUGUCUGCCUCUGCCCUGUGCGCUGCUUCCCCUUCAGGCCCAGUGCGCCCCACGGCUGUGUCCUGCAGGACAGGACGAAUGCACUGGAUAAUUCAUCUCCUUGUUUGUCCAUCUCCCUCACCUAGAAGAACCACACCUCUUUUGGAAUAUAUUAAAAAUAGAAAGUUAGAAAAGCAGAGAAUUCGAGAAGAGAAGCGAGAAGAACGAAGGAGAAGGGAGUUGGAAAAGAAACGCCUACGGGAAGAAGAGAAAAGGAAAAGAAGAGAGGAGGAAAGAUGUAAGAGAAAAGAAGCAGACAAGCAAGAGAGAAUGGCUGAGAGAGAAGUGAGGAUUAAGCUGCUUAAGAAACCAGAAAAGGGAGAGGAACCAACCCCUGAGAAACCAAAAGAAAGAGAAGAGGAAGUUGAUGCUGGAGAUGGAAGGUGGGAGCCCUGUCCCCGCUGCGCAGUCGUGAGGCCCAGGCCCCCGGAGAGCUCUCGGGAGGAGCUCCGGGAAAGGUCACAAAAUGACAGUGAUAAAGAGCAGAGGGAUGUGGAGAGAAGAUUUCGAGAAAAAGACCUUGAAACACAAAGACAGCACUUGGAUGACAGCAGGAAGCACAGAGCUCACUAUGAGUUGGACAAGAUUUCAAGAAAAAAGGAAGAGGAGCCAAAAUGGGGGGAAGGAUUCACCCCAGACAGAGGGCAGAAAGGGAGCCAGGACGGCGGGGUUGCUAUGGAGGCAGCAGAGAGACCAGUGACGGAGCAGAGCGCAGGCGGCCCGGCGCCUAGGAAGGAGCAUGUGGGAAACAAGGACCGGCCGUCCUUGCAGCUCUACCAUCCGGGCGCUCGCAGCCGCGCACGCGAAUGUGGUGGAAGAGCCUCUGAGGAGGGCCGUGACGGAAGGAGGGCUGAGGCAGAAGAUUCGACGGGGGCUGGUUCCAAGAAGAGCAAAGAGGCAGAGUGAGUCAGCGCGCGUGCCAUGUUUGUGACACGGCUGAGCUCCCGUUCGGCAUUCCAUGGAUUCGAAAGGGCACUCCGGAAAUGUAUCAAUUAGCCUGGAAUAUAACCUGCAAGUUGAAUUUACUCCUUACAAAGAAACUAGAAACUGGAACUAUAAAGGUGGUGUAGAAACAUCUAGAAACCAUUCUUAAGAAGGAAGCAAUCUUUUUAAAAAUUGAACUGAGUUUUCCUAGAUUUUACCAUUUCUAAUAUAAACUAGUAAAUAUUAUUUAGCCAAAACAGAGAAAAUAAUCUCCUUUGGACAGUAAAAUGUGAUCAGAGCCCCGUGUGAGCUCCGAAUCACUGGCACUCUGAGUGGGACGCGUUUGUGAGCAGUGGUCUGUGGGUCUGUGUUGUGGUCUCUUGUGGGUUCCCAUGAGCCGUGGUUUCUGGGGGGUGAGCAGCUCUCAUUCCCUCGCAGCCUUUGUAACUCAGCCGCUCCCGCGCCUCUGUCACGAGUGUCCCCCGAGCUGCUGUUGGAGCCCCUCUGAUAGGAGCCAUGACACUACACGGAGCCCAGCAGCUUUAAUUAUUACAUUACAGCCCUGUUAACAAUUUGGCCACUGACUCGAUGAAAAUAGUUUCACAGUCUUUUGAUGGAUGUGCUCGUGGUUUAUAACCAUUGUGGUCUGAGGAUUGCUAAGACACAUAAGUGGCAGUAUCUGGGGACAGGGAUAACUUAGGUGUGGCAUCUAGCAUUUUUCUUUUUGUAUUCUGAAGCAGUUUUGUUUUAAAAUGACCGAAUCUAGCUUUCUGCAGCUAUGCAUUCUACAGUAUUUUUUCCUUUUAGUGAAAUUUUUAAAUGUUAAUGUAUUUUUGGCACUGUGCUUUGAACCAUUUAUUAAAUAAAAAUUUUAGGUACUAUG
Diceros bicornis minor is the source of this 2852-nucleotide messenger RNA. It is a transcript of the gene UPF3A, whose product is annotated as UPF3A regulator of nonsense mediated mRNA decay. The record is from RefSeq and is a predicted model, not a curated record. Gene Ontology annotation, molecular function: telomeric repeat DNA binding. Gene Ontology annotation, cellular component: cytoplasm; nucleolus. Gene Ontology annotation, biological process: nuclear-transcribed mRNA catabolic process, nonsense-mediated decay; positive regulation of translation. The coding region runs from base 365 to 1951 and encodes 528 amino acids. The transcript has 11 exons. Lineage: Eukaryota; Metazoa; Chordata; Mammalia; Perissodactyla; Rhinocerotidae.